This is a messenger RNA of Cyprinodon variegatus (sheepshead minnow), 1150 nucleotides long. RefSeq names its product protein lifeguard 3-like. The record is from RefSeq and is a predicted model, not a curated record. Gene Ontology annotation, biological process: negative regulation of apoptotic signaling pathway. NCBI's taxonomy places the organism in Eukaryota, Metazoa, Chordata, Actinopteri, Cyprinodontiformes, Cyprinodontidae. Gene Ontology annotation, cellular component: Golgi apparatus; endoplasmic reticulum; membrane. The coding region runs from base 11 to 793 and encodes 260 amino acids. The transcript has 11 exons.
ACAGGCCGGCAUGUGUCCAGGCCCUGGCUUCUCUCAGCCUAUCGUGCCCAUCCCCACCCUGUCAGCAGGACUGCCUGCAUCCAGCCCAGGAGAAAUGGAUGACUUCAUCAGUAACCAGUGGGAGACCACCUCCAUUCGACAUGCCUUUAUCAGAAAAGUUUACUUGAUUUUGACAGCGCAGCUUGCUGUCACCUUUGCAGUCGUUGCUGUAUUUACCUUUGUUGAUCCAGUGAAGGAGUUCGUCAUUAAAUUCCCAGCCCUGUACUGGGCUUCUUUUGUUGUGUUCUUUCUGGUGUAUUGUAUUCUCAUCUGCUGCAAAGAGCCAAGGAGGCGUUUCCCAUUGAAUCUGGUGCUGCUGGGAAUAUUUACCGUUGCCUUAUCUUUAAUGGCUGGAUCAGUUUCAAGCUUUUAUGAGACCAAAGCGGUGAUUAUCGCCAUGGGAAUAACAGCGAUAGUAUGCAUCGCAGUAACAGUCUUCUGCUUCCAGACGAAGGUAGACUUCACCUCCUGCAGCGGGUUUCUCUGCAUCGCUUCUGUUUUGCUCAUGAUCAUUGGGAUCGUUACAGCCAUCGUGCUCUCCUUCCAAUAUGUCCCCUGGCUGCACAUGCUGUAUGCUGCAAUCGGAGCUGUCGUUUACACUCUGUUUUUAGUGUACAACACCCAGCUUCUUAUUGGGAAUCGAGAGUUGGCCAUCAGCCCAGAGGAGUACAUCUAUGGAGCGCUCUCUCUCUACGUCGAUAUUGUUCACAUCUUCCUGUUCAUCCUGCAGAUCAGCGGAGCAGCAACAGAGUAAAGCAAUCAUCCAGCAACGUCUUAACAUCAGUGAAGUCUUGAUGUACAGAGUGUUUUUGGCAAAGGUCUCACAAUUACCGAUGUGAACAGAUAAAAAAAACAAACUUUGUGUGAAAACUUUUCACAACAUACAUAAACUUUAGUGUAGUUUCAUUCAUGUCAGUGAACACUGAAAAACUUUGAUGCUCUCCUUGGGGCGGGGCUGCAGAUCGGAGGCUUUUAAUCCCAAAAGACUGUGGGUCAUGGAAGGCACUGAUUUGCUUUAUUUUAUCAUUUUUUAUUUUAUGUGUAUAUAAGCUAACUUCGAAUCCAAUCAAAAAUUAUUUUCUCAACUUUUUUUUUUUUAUUUCCAACAAAU